AUGGUCUCAAGACGAUGGCGGCGGUUGGUGGAGGCACACCUGCCUCAGAUUCAAGAGUUCCGGCAUCCUAUCUCAUUGCAUCUUCUCCGUCACAGAAGGUGGCUGCAACCGAACGGUGACUUUGCCAGCCACAGAGCCAGGAGCAAAUGGGCCGCGACUGGAUGGGGGCUGUGCAGGUGGUUGACUGGACACCGCCAGCCGCUGUCUCUCAGGAAGAUUUCCAUCAAGUGGAGCGGCGACAGCGACGCCGCACAAGCGCUGAUCAUGUCGGCGCCAAAGCUGGAGCACUUGGAACUGGAAGUCGACGAUGGCUUCAGAGAAACAGGGUGGCUGAGAGAGCUGCCAAGGCUCAAGUCGCUGCUCCUCUCCUUCGCAAGGCUCCCCCUCACCGGCGUUCCCCACGACCGAGCCCCAGCAGUCAUGCAGAUAGGCCGCGCCUGCAGGCACCUCACGCUCCUAAGCCUGGUGACCGAGGACUCGUCCAACCAGAUCGAGGAUGCGGACGCCGUGCUGUCGCUGCUGCGGGCCUGCGACGCUCUGCUUGCCCUAGAAAUAGUGGGUUUCGAUGACCUCGGUCUUUCGGACAUAGCACCGGAUUUCAGGCUGGGUUUGAGGUACUUCAGGUGGGAUCUGAUGGGUUGGUACUUGGAGGAAGGGGAGGCCGAGGCGUUUCUGUCGAAUUGCCCGGAGCUCAGGGUCCUGGCCCUGGGCACCAAGGACCAGCCCGUGCUCAGCUGGGGCUCCCAGGACAUGGCCGGGGCGGCCAGGAAUCUGGAGGCGCUGUGGCUGAGCGGGCAGCCGCUGGCGGAUCAUGCAGUUUGGGUGGAGGGCUUGAGGGCCAUGACGUCGAACUGCAGGAGGCUGAGGACUGCAUACGUGGACGCGACAUCAGCGGACGUGCAGCUGCCGGGAGAUCUCGACUGCAUUCGGUUGGUUCGGCCGGGGGAGGAUGGGCCGGAUGGACGGUUUUCGCUGUGGAGCAAACCCGUGCAGGACAUGAUACGAGCCGUUGAUGGCAAUGGCGGCGGGCGGACUUGA
Messenger RNA from Ostreobium quekettii, 1038 nucleotides. The record is from the annotation of a GenBank genome assembly. Lineage: Eukaryota; Viridiplantae; Chlorophyta; Ulvophyceae; Bryopsidales; Ostreobiaceae.